Molecule: messenger RNA, 406 nt
Organism: Melitaea cinxia (Glanville fritillary)
Lineage: Eukaryota; Metazoa; Arthropoda; Insecta; Lepidoptera; Nymphalidae
Product: histone H2A, sperm-like
Exons: 1
Coding region: 36-398 (120 amino acids)
Cellular component (GO): nucleosome
Molecular function (GO): DNA binding; structural constituent of chromatin; protein heterodimerization activity
Source: RefSeq, a predicted model, not a curated record
AACGAAACGACGACUGUAGCAACUUGAAACACGAAAUGGCUUCUCGAAAGAAGAGUAAAUCCCGUUCCUCACGCGCUGGCCUCCAUUUCCCUAUUGGAAGAAUCCACAAGAUCCUGAAAAAGGGAAACUACGCACCAAGAAUCGGCGGAGGAGCACCGAUAUACUUAGCAGCGGCUUUGGAAUAUUUAUCAGCGGAAAUACUGGAAUUAGCGGCGGAAGUUGCAAAAGAAAAUAACAAAUCUCGUGUCGUGCCACGCCACAUACUCUUUGCUAUAAGAAAUGACGAGGAGUUAAAUAAAAUGCUGUGUGGUGUCACGAUAUCUCAAGGUGGAGUGUUGCCAGCGAUUCAUUCACAAUUAUUACCGAAGAAAACCGUCAAAAGUUCUCAGUCACAAUAAAUAUAUUA